UGGUGACAACUAUGAGCUCUAACUUUAGGUAGCUAUGUAGAGGCUUGAUUUGAUCUAUUUAAAGGGGGAUGGAACUCGCCUUUAUCAGCUUGAUUUCAGCAAACAGAAUCAGAACUUUACCUGCUCAAAAUAAAUACAAAUCAUUGUCAAUAUGACCAACCAAGGCCAAAAGUACGAAUAUGAGGAGCGGCCCCAAUCUGUGAGCUCAAAUGAGCCGGACCUUGAAAGGCUACGAACCAAAGGCGGCCACAUUGAUAACCGCGAUCAACCCUCGUUACCUGUUGUUCAUCGAAGUUUCGCGAAUCCUGCACCCUUGGGUCUUUUAUCUUUUGCCACAGGAAUUUUUCUGCUCUCAAUGCUUGGUGUCCACGCACGCGGCAUUGUAGAGAAGAAUAUACUAGUUGGAGUAUUUGUAUUUUUUGGUGGUGUAUGCCAGUUUAUUUCGGGAAUUAUGGAAUUUGUUGCAGGAAACACGUUUGGAGCUACAGUCUUCCCAUCAUACGCGGCUUUGAACUUGAGCUUCGCAUUGAUCUUUAUUCCAGGAUCAGGAAUCAUCGACGCAUAUAGUGACGCCCAGGGAAACAUCCUUCCCGAGUUCAACCAAGCGCUCGCCAUGUACCUAUUCAGCUGGCUCAUACUGAAUGCGAUAUUUACCGUCGCCGCGUUGAGGAGUUCUUGGACAUUAUUCAUGGCCCUUUUACUUUUCAAUAUCGAAUUAAUACUUCUUGCCACAGGCUAUAUGAUUGACAAUGCCAGUCUGCUAACAGCUGGGAAUGCUAUUGGUUUUCUGAUAGCGCUUUGCGCCUAUUGGUCAGGGUGUGCAGGGUUGUGGGCAGGAGGCAUAACGCCAUUUACACUCCCAGCUUUUCCCAUGUACAAAUAUAUCUAAUAAACAGCACUAAAAGCAGUCAAAAACCGGAGAGUUGGUUAAUAGUUUGCGAGAUUUACUGGUUAUGACAUUAUUUAUUAGAUUUCUUUAUAUAUCUAAUAAACCAAUGUCUACAGCGAGAUGUCAAUUGGAAUUAUGAGGAGUUAUAGUUAGGCUAUUCAUGCCUUUUUCACGAUGAGAGCAGGGUAAAAGAUGCCUAACUCGUGAAUUUAGCCCCGUUAUAUAUUUAU
Trichoderma asperellum CBS 433.97 is the source of this 1119-nucleotide messenger RNA. Lineage: Eukaryota; Fungi; Ascomycota; Sordariomycetes; Hypocreales; Hypocreaceae. The record is from RefSeq and is a predicted model, not a curated record.